Molecule: messenger RNA, 1938 nt
Organism: Telopea speciosissima
Lineage: Eukaryota; Viridiplantae; Streptophyta; Magnoliopsida; Proteales; Proteaceae
Product: 2,3-bisphosphoglycerate-independent phosphoglycerate mutase-like
Exons: 9
Coding region: 40-1716 (558 amino acids)
Biological process (GO): glucose catabolic process
Cellular component (GO): cytoplasm
Molecular function (GO): manganese ion binding
Source: RefSeq, a predicted model, not a curated record
CCUGAAGAUAUUGAAAUCUCUGGAAUUUGAUUUGGAGAAAUGAGUAACACUGGAUUUUCAUGGAAACUGGCGGAUCACCCGAAGCUCCCCAAGGGGAAGACCAUUGCCUUGAUCGUUUUGGAUGGCUGGGGCGAAGCCAAUCCCGAUAAGUACAACUGCAUCCAUGUCGCCGACACCCCCACUAUGGAUUCCUUUAAACAGGGUGCACCGGAGAGAUGGAGGUUAAUUAAGGUGCAUGGUACAGCUGUGGGGCUUCCAACCGAUGACGACAUGGGAAACAGUGAAGUCGGUCAUAAUGCACUUGGCGCUGGACGGAUUUAUGCCCAAGGGGCAAAGCUUGUUGACCUUGCUCUUGCCUCGGGAAAAAUCUAUGAAGGAGAAGGUUUUAAAUUCAUAAAGGAAUGUUUUGACAAUGGCACAUUGCACCUCAUUGGGUUAUUGAGUGAUGGGGGUGUUCACUCUCGGCUUGAUCAAUUGCAGUCGCUGCUAAAAGGAGCUAGCGAGCGUGGUGCAAAGAGAAUCCGUGUUCAUAUUCUUACUGAUGGCCGUGAUGUUUUGGACGGUUCAAGCAUUGGGUUUCUGGAGACUCUUGAGAAUGACCUCUCAAAAUUACGGGAGAAAGGCAUCGAUGCACAGAUCGCUUCUGGUGGUGGUCGCAUGUAUGUUACAAUGGAUCGUUAUGAGAAUGACUGGGGUGUUGUGAAACGAGGAUGGGAUGCCCAAGUUCUUGGUGAAGCACCAUUCAAGUUUAGGAGUGCGGUGGAAGCUGUGAAGAAGCUAAGGGAGGAUCACAAGGCUAAUGAUCAGUACUUGCCUCCUUUUGUUAUAGUUGAUGAGAGUGGGAAGGCUGUCGGCCCCAUAUUGGAUGGUGAUGCUGUUGUCACUUUCAACUUCCGUGCAGAUCGAAUGGUUAUGCUUGCUAAGGCACUUGAGUAUGAAGACUUUGAUAAAUUUGACCGUGUUCGAUUCCCAAAGAUCCACUAUGCUGGAAUGCUCCAAUAUGAUGGGGAGUUGAAGCUCCCAAGGCUCUACCUUGUUUCACCUCCAGAAAUAGAGAGAACAUCUGGUGAAUAUUUAGUGCACAAUGGUGUCCGCACUUUUGCUUGCAGUGAAACUGUCAAGUUUGGUCAUGUAACUUUUUUUUGGAAUGGGAACCGGUCAGGGUACUUUAACCCAGAAAUGGAGGAGUAUGUGGAAAUUCCAAGUGAUGUGGGAAUUACUUUCAAUGAACAACCGAAGAUGAAGGCUUUGCAGAUUGCUGAGAAGGCAAGAGAUGCGAUCCUUAGUGGCAACUUUCACCAGGUACGAGUCAACCUGCCUAAUAGUGAUAUGGUGGGGCACACAGGAGACAUCGAAGCAACCAUUGUUGCUUGCAAGGCUGCUGACGAAGCUGUCAAGAUGAUGAUUGAUGCCAUUGAACAAAUGGGUGGAAUUUAUGUUGUUACUGCUGAUCAUGGGAAUGCUGAGGACAUGGUUAAGAGGAACAAGAAAGGGGAGCCUCUUUUUGACAAAGAUGGCAACAUUCAAAUACUUACUUCUCAUACUCUUCAACCUGUACCGAUUGCAAUUGGAGGCCCUGGUCUACAACCAGGUGUUAGAUUCCGAAACGUUCCAAAUGGAGGGCUUGCCAAUGUUGCUGCAACUGUUAUGAAUCUUCAUGGAUUUGAGGCUCCAAGCGACUAUGAGCCGACUCUGAUUGAGGUUGUUGAUAACUAAGCAACUGUAUAACCUCUUCAUGUUAUUGUUCAAUGUUAGAUUCAGUGAAUCAUGGUGGCAAAGCAUGUGGAGCAGAGUAUUUACUGUAUUUUCCAUUAAGGUUAAAUAAUUCCCCCCUUUAAGAAUCAGUUUCAGUUAAAAAGAUUUUGGCUUGAAUAGAAAGUUUGAAUGGUUUGUGAUACGAUUACCUUUUUAAGGAUUGGUUUCAGUUCCAUUUUUCUC